This is a messenger RNA of Iphiclides podalirius (scarce swallowtail), 2064 nucleotides long. NCBI's taxonomy places the organism in Eukaryota, Metazoa, Arthropoda, Insecta, Lepidoptera, Papilionidae. The record is from the annotation of a GenBank genome assembly.
AUGCGAAGCCUUGAUAGGGACAUGACUGCAGCCAAGUGUAAAAUCAUUAGCGCCGGCAUGCACAAUAGCCUUGUGCGCUACGCUCGGGCGCCGCUCGCACUUAUUCCCGCACUAGUCUCGGUCGGCAGCGGACGCGCCCGUCUGCCCUCUCGCAUCUCGCACCGCAAACACACGCACGGCAAUAUGAUGCGCCUGACGAUUUGUGCAAUUGCAGCUUUGUGCUGUUUCGCGAACUUUCCCGUGGAUGCGGCCGAGUUCAACAUCAAGCAGGAGCUCCAGGCCAUGGCGGAGCAGAUUGAAAUGCUGAAAACCUCGCACUUGAACGAUGUUACACGCCUCCAGAAGGAGAUUGAAGAGUUGAAACGACAGCCCGCUCAUCCGACGGACAACCAUGAACGGAACGAGCAAUUGACUUUGCAGUGGGCCAAGACCUCUAUGAAGGAACUCCGUGUCGAGAUGAAGGAAAUGUCCGAGAGCGUGAAUAACUCAGCUCUUUUACGACAGCUCCACCACAUUCGCAACGAACUGAAACAAGCAUUGAUGGAGACAUCUGAUUUGGCUCAACUGGCUCGCACGCACGAGGCCAGAGUGGACAAACUGGACAGCAACGUUGGACGCUUAAAAUAUGAAGGCCAGCAGCUACGAAGCGCCCUUGCCGAAGUAAAGACUCAUUACUCGAAACUUUCCAAAGAGUUUAAGACAAAAGAACUUCAGGAACUGAACCUUGAUGCGUAUAACGAAGUAUUGGAACCACAGGGUCGCCCUGUUCACCUAAGGCAUGAACACUCACACAAGAUUCGUCACAACAAGAUGGUCCACGCUCAAAUAUCCCGCCUUGCUCGCAGUCAAGAUCAGCUUGACGAGUCUCAACAGAGCCUUCAGACCCAAAUACUUGAUGUGCAACGACGCCUCGACCGUUAUGAGGAGCCCAAUUGGAACCUCAUCACCGCAAAAGUCGAUUUCCUCGAGCUUGAGAAUAAAGUUAUCCGUACUGAACUUUCGAAUACAACUCAGAAAGUUUUGGAUUUCGACAAAGUACACUCCUCAAUGCUGGAGCUGCGGGAAGACGUUGAAAGCAUUGAAAAUAAGGUCGACAAAACAAUUCCAGAAUUUCGGAAAGAAAUUUCAAAGUUGGACAUCAACUUCGCACAACUCAACGCUCAAUCAUCUUAUUUGAAAGAGGAUCAGGAAAAUUUGCGUCAGUCUGUGAAAGCAAUUGCUGUCAGCGUGAGCAAUGCCAUAGACCGAGCUGAACUGGACCGCCUCACGAUGAAGAAGAUAAACGACUCGAUUUCGGAACUACAGAACCGGUCCAGGCAACAUUUUUACCGCCUCAAUGAUCACAUUUUGAAGAGCGAAGCUAACAACCUCCAACAAAACCAAACUCCUGUUUCCCUUCCGGAUAUCAUGGGCGAAGUAAAGGAACUGCAACCUGUUGAACGUGAAUAUGAAGACCUUGUUAAUCAGCUGCCCAAAGAUUGUACUGGCAUUUCCGGUCCUCCUGGUGAUUACCUGAUCCAUCCUGGACACGCCCCUGUCGAUACUUGGUGUGUUAAUGGAAGUACUCUCCUCCAACGCCGCUUCAAUGGUACCGUCGAGUUCAACCGCAAAUUCCAUGAAUAUGUGAAUGGUUUCGGCAAUCCCGCUUCCGAAUACUGGAUAGGACUCGAAUCUAUGCACCAGCUUACUGCCGAUAACUGCUCUGCCAUGCGCAUUGAUAUGACUGAUAUCUACGGAGGUGCUUGGUACGCCCAAUAUGAAAACUUCUUCGUUGGUAACGCAGACUCUGGCUACGUACUGGAUAUCGGUGGCUUCAGGGGCAACGCUUCCAAUGCUUUCGAGUACCAAAAUCAUAUGGAGUUUUCUGCUAUUGAUCGUGAUCGUGACAUUUCUAACACCCAUUGCGCUGGUAAUUAUGAGGGCGGAUGGUGGUUCUCCCAUUGCCAGCAUGUGAAUAUAAAUGGUAAAUACACCUUGGGUCUCACUUGGUUCGACGCCGCUAGGAAUGAGUGGAUUGCUGUGGCUACCAGCGAGAUGCGCCUGUACCGUCGUCAAGGAUGCAUC